Molecule: messenger RNA, 426 nt
Organism: Funneliformis geosporum
Lineage: Eukaryota; Fungi; Glomeromycota; Glomeromycetes; Glomerales; Glomeraceae
Source: the annotation of a GenBank genome assembly
AUGUACUUCCAAUACCUUGAUUCAAAAGUCAUAAAUAUUGCUUCAGAUAGUUGGGAUGAUUCGUAUGAAUUAUAUACCCGUUUGGAUAAGCUUCUUGGUCUUAAGGGCUCAAUGAUAGAUCAUAAAUGUUCGAUUAAUAAUCCAGUCAGAAUAUCUGACGAUAAGAAAGGACUAAAAGAAAUGCUGGCUGAUUUAUCGGCACCAUCAAAACUUGGAAAACCUAAUGAAUGGCACUUUCCAGAACCUUUUCGUUCUUUGAAGGAGUCACUCCAACUUCUCGAUCAAUAUUAUAAUCAAGUUGAUAAAUUAGCCCUCCAACUAUUUACCCUUCGCAUCCUUAAUUCCAGAACUGAUUACGAACAUGGUACACAUUUAAAAGCUUACGUGAAAGCAGUUCGAAAACAUCAAUAUUCACUUAAUUCUUAG